GUACAUCCGGGUCCCUGUGCUAUCGUUAAUAGAUGCAGGCUGAGGCUCUCUCUCGGAGGGGCUGGGGUUGAGCUCUAAGGUUAGGGCUUUUUUCCUCAAAAACACGCUGGCCAAAUACAGCAACAGACUUGCUAAUGAGAUUCGAAAACAUUUUGUCGUCGCCACCCAUGUCAAAGUAAUGCAUCCCUGGCUCACCCAGAACGGAGAGCUAGUCUCUUUUUCAACCUGAAUGCAUUGAAGGCGGUUUCGCCCCCUCACUUAGCUAUCGCUCGUAGCCUCUCUCUUUCUUUCGGUAUUUCUCUUCGCGGUAGCGAUUCCUCUCGCUGCCGCCGCCUUUGUGUCUUUUUUCAUAUAACGCAAAGCUCGUUCCGGAUUUGGGUCAAAGGAUAGGUGAAAAUGGGUGCUUUUUUGGACAAGCCAAAGAUGGAGAAGCAUAACUCUCACGGGGAGGGGAACGGCCUGCGCUACGGCCUGAGCAGCAUGCAGGGCUGGCGGGUGGAGAUGGAGGACGCGCACACGGCCGUCAUCGGCCUCCCGCACGGACUGGACCCCUGGUCCUUCUUCGCCGUGUACGACGGGCACGCGGGCUCCCAGGUGGCGCGCUACUGCUGCGAGCACCUCCUGGAGCACAUCACCAGCAACCCGGACUUCCGCGGCGCCGCCCCCGAGCCGUCGGUGGAGAGCGUCAAGACGGGCAUCCGGACGGGCUUCCUGCAGAUCGACGAGCACAUGCGCGCCAUCUCGGAGAAGAAGCACGGCGCCGACCGCAGCGGCUCCACGGCGGUGGGCGUGAUGGUGUCGCCCAAGCACAUCUACUUCAUAAACUGCGGGGACUCGCGGGGCCUGCUGAGCCGCAAGGGCAAGGUGCACUUUUUCACGCAGGACCACAAGCCCAGCAACCCGCUGGAGAAGGAGCGCAUCCAGAACGCCGGCGGCUCCGUCAUGAUCCAGCGCGUCAACGGCUCGCUGGCCGUCUCCCGGGCGCUGGGCGACUUCGACUACAAGUGCGUGCACGGCAAGGGCCCCACGGAGCAGCUGGUCUCGCCCGAGCCCGAGGUGUACGAGAUCGAGCGGUCGGAGGCCGACGACGAGUUCGUGGUGCUCGCCUGCGACGGCAUCUGGGACGUCAUGGCCAACGAGGAACUCUGUGACUUUGUCCGGUCCCGGCUAGAGGUGACGGAGGACCUGGAGAAAGUCUGCAACGAGAUCGUCGACACCUGUUUGUACAAGGGAAGCCGAGACAACAUGAGCGUGGUGCUGGUGUGCUUUCCUGGCGCGCCCAAGAUCUGUCCGGAAGCUGUGAAGAGAGAGGCGGAGCUGGAUAAGUACCUGGAGAACAGAGUAGAAGAGAUCAUUAAGAAGCAGGGGGAUGAAGGAGCGCCAGACUUAGUCCACGUGAUGCGUACAUUAGCCACGGAGAGCAUCCCCAACCUGCCACCAGGCGGCGAACUGGCCAGCAAACGGAGCGUGGUGGAAGCUGUAUAUAAUAGACUCAACCCUUACCGGAGCGAGGAUACGGACUCCGCCUCCACUGACGACAUGUGGUAACGCAGCCCCACGCUUCGCCCGUCGCGUUUUACACACAAGCCACCUACACCGAAACCCCUCCACAAUCCCCCACCCCCCGAGACCACCCGCCACGCCCACCCACCCGCCCGCCCGCCUGCCAGGUUCUCUGUCCCUCCUCGCUCCUCCCGCCUCUCGUUUGUUAAAGAAGGGAACUAGCGGCCGAGGCGAACGGGGGGUUGGAGGAGACGCUCGGGACCCCCC
Molecule: messenger RNA, 1770 nt
Organism: Anguilla rostrata (American eel)
Lineage: Eukaryota; Metazoa; Chordata; Actinopteri; Anguilliformes; Anguillidae
Product: protein phosphatase 1A-like
Exons: 6
Coding region: 397-1548 (383 amino acids)
Biological process (GO): peptidyl-threonine dephosphorylation; positive regulation of canonical NF-kappaB signal transduction; positive regulation of canonical Wnt signaling pathway
Cellular component (GO): nucleus; cytosol
Molecular function (GO): protein serine/threonine phosphatase activity; magnesium ion binding; manganese ion binding
Source: RefSeq, a predicted model, not a curated record